AUGUUGUUUCUUUUGAUAUACCGAUAUAGAUGCAUUCUAUCCCUUUCUCUUGAUUAUCUAACUGAUGCGAGAUAUACAGGCUCAAGCAAUGUCGUUACCUCCAGUCAAAGCGAUGCUAACAAUCUGGCUAACUGCGACACUCUCCAUGGCAGCAUCACCAUCGCAUCCUCUGUCAGUGGGACGAUCACGUUAAACAAUAUUGAGGAGAUCAAGGGCUCAUUUACUGCAGAAAGGGUAUCGGGAUUAACUGGCCUCGUCGCGCCUGACCUCGAUACCUUCAAAGGCGCCUUGACGUUGCACAGCCUGGGAUCCUUGACUAGCUUAACGAUGGAUGCUUUGUCUGACGUCUCUUCGGGAAUUUCUAUCACGGGCAACUCGAAACUAAAAGCUCUCACCAUGAAGGAUCUAGAAAAGGUUGAGGGUCAAUUGCAGUUGACAGGGUCAUUCAGCAGUGUCUCACUACCUUCAUUAGAUGAAGUGAACGGCGAGACAACAAUCCGUGGCUCCAAGUCCAUGUCUUGCAGCACUCUGAACAGCCUACAGUCUGAAGGUGUUUAUCGCGGGGGUUUCUCCUGCAUAGCCUCGGGUUCAAGCGGUUCCUCGCUGAGUCCUGGUGCGAAAGGGGGCAUUGCAGUCGGCGUCAUCUUGGGGGUAUUGUUCAUUCUAUUGAUUCCGUGGUAUGUACUACGGGCGCGUCGCCAUCAGAAAAGCCAAAAUAUGCCAAAGGCAGCUCCACACUCGCCGUCGAUAAUAGUGUAUAAUGAGAAACAAACCGCUCCCCCUAAUCAGCCGAGUCUGAAGACUCUACUCCCAAGGAAACCUGUGGGCUCCACCGCUGCGCAACUGGACGGUAGCUCCAUCUACGAAGUGCCGAUGGUAUCGACUCCCGUUCGUGAAUACCACGAGUUAGAUGCGGGUCCCGUCCUCAGUUCACAUCAAAGGCCGAUCAAUUCUGAUGUGUGA
Penicillium daleae is the source of this 963-nucleotide messenger RNA. RefSeq lists its product as uncharacterized. The record is from RefSeq and is a predicted model, not a curated record. The coding region runs from base 1 to 963 and encodes 320 amino acids. The transcript is spliced from 3 exons. Lineage: Eukaryota; Fungi; Ascomycota; Eurotiomycetes; Eurotiales; Aspergillaceae.